Messenger RNA from Diabrotica virgifera virgifera (western corn rootworm), 10643 nucleotides. RefSeq names its product BTB/POZ domain-containing protein KCTD3. The record is from RefSeq and is a predicted model, not a curated record. The coding region runs from base 169 to 2367 and encodes 732 amino acids. NCBI's taxonomy places the organism in Eukaryota, Metazoa, Arthropoda, Insecta, Coleoptera, Chrysomelidae. Gene Ontology annotation, biological process: protein homooligomerization. Gene Ontology annotation, molecular function: protein binding. The transcript is spliced from 2 exons.
GUCGUCAGUGUCAGUGUCAAUUACAUACAUGACGUUUACGUUUUAUAAUACAGAAACAGGAAAAUAAUGUGCUAAUGUGAUGUUUAAUACUGCGCUUUGUAAGCAAAUGAUAAAUAAAACUAUACUUAAAUAUGUUCACUUUUGCAAUUAAGAUAAUCAACAAUUGAUAUGUUGAACAUGUCUUUUCAGCAGCAAGGUGUCACUGGCGAUAUAUUACAUUUAAAUGUUGGAGGUAAAAGAUUUUCGACAUCUAGACAAACCUUGUCCUUAAUCCCUGAUACUUUUUUCACUGCUCUACUAAGUGGACGAAUAUCUAGCUUAAGGGAUGAAAAGGGAGCCAUAUUUAUCGAUAGAGAUCCUAAGUUUUUUUCAGUAAUCCUAAAUUAUUUACGUACGAGAGAAGUAGACUUGAAAGAUGUAGAUGUGCGGGCUCUUAGACAUGAAGCUGAAUAUUACAAUAUUGCCCCCUUAAUUAAAAGACUUUUGUUGUGUGAGGAGCUUACGCAACCAACAUGUGGAGAUGUACUGUUUUAUGGUGCUCUACCACCUCCUUGUAUUCCUGUUCAAGAUCCAGGUCAGCUGUACCAGUCAACUGAACCUAUUGCAACACACAAUUCAAGAGCUGGACCAAGCAGAGGUACAGAUGGGCAUUCAGAUGGAGAAAAUGGAAAAUCUUCAGAUGAGGCUGGCAGCUCAAAUCAAAAUCAAUUGGGAUAUACACUACAUUCGCCAGGAUAUCUACCAAGUAGACCACAUGGCCAUUCAAGAAAUUCAUCCUUAGAGCUUCGAUUGGGUCAAUCCAAUAGUUACAGCAGAAGCUCGCAGGAUUUGCGUGGAUUAUCUGGCAGAGGGCAUUCAAGAGCAGCUUCAUUAGACCUAAGACAUGCUAGAAAUUCUUCAGCAGAUCUUAAUAAAUUAAUAAGGAAUGAUGUCGGAUUGAUAUUUGGAGUAACAGCUUCUAGUUGGGCCGAUCCUCUUAGGGUGCAGAUUAUAAAGGCACACCACAAUUGGAUAGUUGUGGCCUAUGCCCACUUUGUUGUUUGUUACAGGUUAAAAGAUUCUAGUGGUUGGCAGCAAGUAUUUACCAGUCCAUACAUUGAAAGUUGCAUUGAAAGAAUUGCGAUUAAUGCUAAAAUUGGUUCUACAGAAGCUUCAAAAAUGGUUGCUAUAUCAUAUGGAAGCCAAGUUAGAUUAUGGGGUAUUACUGAUGUUGGUUCACGGACAAAUAUUGGCACCUUUAAUUUGUGUGUUAGAGUAGAAUAUUUAUUUUUCAUAGGUAGUCAACUUGUUGCAUUGUCCCCUUCAGGAAAGUUGGGAGUUUGGCAUGCUAUGACUCAACAUUGGCAAACACAAGAUGUUAUGCCUAUUGCUUCUUUUGAUACUGCAGGCUCAAUAUUAUUAUUAGGGUGUAACAAUGGCUGCAUAUACUAUAUCGAUAUGCAGAAAUUUCCAUUACGAAUGAAAGACAACGAUUUACUUGUAACAGAAUUAUAUAAAGACCCGAACAAUGAACCAGUAACUGCCAUCUCAGUUUAUCUUACCCCAAAAACAAACAUUUGCGGCAACUGGAUUGAGAUUGCAUAUGGAACAACUUCAGGUGCAGUCAGACUUAUAGUGCAGCAUCCUGAGACUGUUGGUCAUGGGCCUCAAUUGUUUCAAACUUUUACAGUCCAUCAAAGUCGAGUUAUAAAAGUAACACUCUCUGAGAAAUAUCUUGUAUCUGUUUGCUCUGAAUAUAAUCACGUCAGAAGUUGGAGGGUAACAAGAUUUCGGGGUAUGCUCUCUACACAACCUGGAUCAACCCCAGAAGCAUCUUUUAAGAUUGUAUCUUUAGAAAACGUUGAACCAACAAUGAUCUAUGGAGUUGCUAAUGAGUGCGGGCCCUUUGGUGAACAAGAUGAUGAGCAAGUUUUUAUCCAAAAAGUGGUGCCAGAUUCUGACCAAAUAUUUGUUAGACUAGCGAGUAAUGGAAAACGUAUUUGUGUAAUUAAAGCUGUAGAUAAUAGUACUGUAAGUGCUUUCUGUGUUCAUGAAUGUGAAGGGUCCAGUAGGAUGGGUUCCAGACCAAGGAGGUUUAUUUUUACUGGCCAUUCAAAUGGUUCCAUUCAAAUGUGGGACCUUACAACUGCUCUUGACAUUUCUUAUAAGUCUGAUAGUAGUAGUAUUAAUCAAACUAACGGCGGUCCUAAUAUGGAAGAAUUACUUCUUAUGUUGGAUCAGUGUGAUAUUAGUAACAGUUUGUGUUCAACUCCAUGCAUGUCUCCUUCUCCAUAUAUGGCCGCUGCUUUACGACUGAAAUCCAGUAAUGUAGCAUUUUUAAAUCAGCAAUUACAUCAGGAUAAUGAAAAAGCUACAAACUCAUCCUAAAUCAUUUAUUUAAUUUAUUAAAUGUCACUUUUUAUUAAAUAUACUUCACUUCCGCGUUGAAACAUGUCGUUGUCAAUUCAUCAAUCUCACUUUGAACAGAUCUCAUUGUACCAAAAUCUAUCAAUGGAAAUGACUCCUUCAGGUUUAGUUGCUUUGCAAUAUUCAUUUCUGUUUUGUGAUUUAGGUAGACUGGAUAUACGAGGUAUUGUUGUAUAAAGGGUGUUUCACAUAGACCACACGUUUUAUCUGAAGACUUACAUUUGAAAAUACUCUGAUUUGAAAUCUGAAAAUUACCCCUUUCGGAAAAUAUCACUUCCUGGAAACCCAGAAGUUACCUUCAACUUUUUUUGGAAGGAUUUGGAUAAAGUACCAUACAUCUAAAAUUUAUAUUUUUUAUUGAUUCAUCUCUUUUAUAAAACUUUGAUACAUGGAUAAGUUCAUCGACACUCCUGGUCAAAAAAAUCGGGACACUUGCAUUUUGUAUGUUUUUCUAAAUUCUCUAUAUGUUAAGUGAUUUAAAUGGAGACGAAGUAAACAUUAAUAAUAGAAAUAGUUUAUUUUAAACACUAAAAAAGUAAUAAUAGGAAAAAUAAGUAAUCGAAAAGAAAGUAAUAAUUAGUUUUUAACAUUUAGUUACCUACAGUUGGCUGUUCUUUAGGUUUAGUCGGGUAUUGCCUCCCCUACAUUUACGGAGGCUUUCAAUACGUCUAGGCAUACUUGCAAUAAGUUGCUGAAUGUGUGCUUGCGGUGUAUAUUCCCAUUCUUCAGUCAACACUAUUUUCAGCUCUUGAAUUGAUUCUGGCAAUGGUUGCCUCUUUCUAGUCUUUUUCCAUAAAAUGUCCCAUAAAUAAUGGUCUAACGCUAACGGAUUCGUGUCAGGACUACAAGCGAGCCAAUCCCAAACGGGAAUUCCGACAGUAUUUAGGUAGUCCAUAACGAUUCCCGCAGUGUGUGGACGCGCAUUAUCCUGCAUAAAUAUGAAAUUUUCCCGACGAAAGGAGCGUAGGGGACAAUAUUAUCCUUCAGAUAUUGUCGUAUGUAUCUAUUUGCUGCUAGAGUUCCAUGUUCGAUGAAAAUUAAUUCGGUGCGUCCUUUGAAAGUAAUACCCGCCCAUACCAUAACGGCGUUAUGCGUAAGUAAAAAUAUGACUCAUCAGAAAACAUUACAACACUCCAUUGGUGAACAGUCUAGUCUCUGUGAUUAUUCGUAAAUCUCAUCCUGUUAACUCGAUGAGCUGUUGUUAUUUUGGGGCAUGUUACUGGCUUAAGAGAAUGUAAGCCACUAACAAACGACUAGCUGAAGCAUUUGACUUCCACAGCACACUGACUUACACGGUUAUCGCCCUAUAACCGUAGUCAAGCAGUGUUUACUGCGGUUAUAUUUUGGACGGGUGAUCGCUUAAAAACAACUCAUGUUGUUGCAUUGCCUUAUGUUUAUUUUUAAUUUUUGCUAUUGUUUUAAUAAAUUUUUUUGGAAAGUAAUGAAUAUUAAAAUUAGUUCAAUAUUUAAAUAAAAUACAACUAAACUGUUUAAAAUAUAUUUAUUGCGUUGAAAUCUACUACACCACUAUUAGUCUAAGAGCUAGAGCCGAAAAAUCAUCGUCAUAAUUAAUAUGGAGUUUGGCAUGUGAAAUGUGUCUAUUGUAUAUUGAUAAUUAUGACCCCUUUCAGGCUAACACCUCAGUGGAUACAGGAAGUAGCAAUAAGGGAUGAAAGGGGAAAGUUAGUGCAGUCAUUAAAGGUUUUCACCUCCUAUUCUGUUAAACCUCCAUCGAUUUGCAUGAAAAUUGGUGACUAGUUAGAACAUACCUCAGGAAAUAAAAAUGAUUUGGUGCCAACUUGCACUUUUACCCUGGGGGUGGAUACCAGCCUUUCUCGGGGGUGAGAACGAUUUUAUUAAAACUAACCCCACAAAUCGAUAGAGGGACAAAUUAUAAGUAAAAUUUGUUAUAUCAUGUUAUUAAAAUAAAUCAAUACCUUUUGAGUUAUUAAAGAUCAAAGAUUUGUCUGUUUAAGAGCACAUGCGUGAAGUUACGGAUGAUAAAAAGAACAUAUUAAUUAAUUGUAUGUUACUAAAAUAUUAUUUCGAUAUUAUAAAUUUAGCAAAAGUGUAUUCGAAUAUGUCAAAUGUAUCCAUUAUUGGACAUAUUCAGUUUAUAAUGAAAAAAAAAUUCAAUUAAAUAUCGAAAUAAUAUAAAAAUAAUAUUUUACUAACAUACAAUUAAUUAACAUGUUCUUUUUAUCAUCCGUAACUUCACGCAUAUGCUCUUAAAUAGACAAAUCUUUGAUCUUUAAUAACUCAAAAAGUAUUGAUUUAUUUUUGUUAUAAAAUGAGUCAGGUGAGCUAACUAGCUAACUAAAUGACCAUCAACGAUUAUAAAUUUAUUCUUAAUUACAGGACAAUGGGAAAUUUGACUGACAUUAUAUUUUAUAAUUUUCUGACAUUACAACUUCUAUACUGUCAUUACAUAGAGUAUGUACAUAUGUACAACUAUAGAGCAACAUCUACUUUUAACGUUGUAUAUUGUAACACUCUCCCUCAACGUGAAAAGUAGAUAAGCCAAACAAUUUUGGUUUCUUUCUAACACGCAUAUUGUAACGCUUAGAUUCUUGAACACCAUCAUCGCUUCUUUCUUUUCUAUUCACUUCUUGAUUUUCACUCGUACUUUCUGCACUUUCCAUAUUCUUAGAUUUCACAAUUUCAUUCAUACCAGUUUUCACUUCUUCGGAGUUUUCAUGUACACUAAAACAUUCCGACUGAUUCUGGUUCACUGAUUCGGCUUUAACUUCAAAAAUUCGCAAAUUGCAUGUAACCUCAGGUUUAAAUCAUACGUCGUGGCUCGAUACGAUUUUUCUUUCAGAUGGAAUCCAUAUUCUAAAACCAUCCCUGUCAUUCACGUAACCAACUAAAUAACCAUGUAUCGCCUUGUCAUCAAAUUUACUGUGAAAAUUUUUGUUUACGUGAACAUAACAUUCAGUGCCAAAUAUUCUUAAAUGUUUCAAACUCCCAACUGGCUUUCCAUACCACAAUUCAUGGGGACUUUUAUUCUCAAUUGAUGAUUUUCCUGUGCGAUUCAGAAGAUACACUGCAGUAUUACAUGCUUCUGCCCACAAUUCUUUGGACAACUUACAUGGGUUUAACAUGGAACAAGCAAACUCUACAAUGGUACGGUUUUCUCUUUCAGCAACACAAUUCUGCUGAGGUGUAUAGGGUGGAGUGAUACAAUGCUCUAUACCUCUACUCGCAAGAAGUUCAGAUACCUUUCUAUUGUCAAACUCUCUCCCUCCAUCACAUCUCAGUUGCUUUACUACAUGGCCAUUUGUGUUUGCUUCAUUUAAAAAUUUUUCUAAGGUACAUACCUCACUUUUGUGAUUCAUAAAGAAAACUUUCCGAAACUUACUAAAGUCAUCUUUAAAACAUACGUAAUAACGUGCUCUUCCCAGUGAUUCUAUAGACAUGGGUCCAUUCACUUCUGCAUGAAUCUGCUCACCAGUGAGUUGUGGCCGAUUGAUCCUAGUUUUAAAUGGCAAUCUAUGCAUUUUUCCAAUUGCACAUCCAUCGCAAAAGCUUUCUUUGCACCCAUCAAUGUCUAUAUUCAUUUUCUUCAAGACCUUCUUUACGUGUUGCUUAUGCUGAUGACCAAAUCUUUCAUGAUACACUUGUAACAUAUCUGUUGACCCUAUUAAGUUUGCUUGAAUGGGAUUGGUCGGUUUCAUAACACGUAUAUCAAGUGCAUACAAGCCAUUACUGAAGUACCCAGUCAUUACAGAUUCAAAAGUAUUUUUAUCAUGUAUAUUUACACCUUUAUCAUCGAGUACUGUAACGAACCCUCUUUGUGCAGCAGCUUUCACAGAAAACAAAUGAGCGCUUGCUUCAGGAACAUAAAAAACAUUCUUCAGUUCAGCAUCUUUCCAUUUAUUAUUCAGACGCGUUUGAAUUUUCACCGUUCCUUGUCCAUAGGCUAGCAUACAUACAUCCUUACCAAGUGAUAUCUUUUCGGGUUCAGCAAACUCUGUAUAAGAUGAGAAAUAUUGCUUAUCUGUAGUGAUAUGAUUUGUGGCUCCACUGUCACAAUACCAUUUCCCAGCUUCAACACAAUUGUUAGAUGAGGCACUUAAAACAACAGACAAAAAACAGCAUCAUUACUUUUAUUCUCGCCUAAAUUCUCAACAGAUUUUUUCAAUGGACACUCUCUCGCCCAAGGGCCUAAUUUCUUGCAUCUGUGACAAGAAAAUUUUUCUUUUGCACGAUGUACAUUUUUCUUUAACUUUGUAGUAGUUGUACUUCGGCUCUGUUUGUAUUUUUCUGUCGGGCUAGUGCGUGCAACAAACGCAAAAGAUUCUGUGGUACUUUGGUCACGUAAUUCAAUGGCACACAAUUUCUCAAUCAAUAAAUUCAAAAUUUGAUUCUUCGAUGGUAUCGUGUCCCACAAAUCUUUGAAAUUAUCAAAGUCCUUACCCAAAGUUGAUAAGAUCCGACCAUUUAACAUUCUUUCGGAUAAAACAUUUUCAUCAUGCUUCAGCAAUUCAUCAUUCAAAUCUACAAACAGUUUCUGCAACUUCGCAACAUGUGUGCUAAUAUCUUCUUUUUCAUCACGCUGGACUCUAAAAAAGGCUUCAAUUAACAUGUUUAACCGUUACGUACUGCUACGUUUAAAUCGCGCACGUAAUUUGUCCCAUAUUUCACAAGCAUGAGUACAUGUCAACACCAGGUCGGCAACAGUUUUUCCUAGCUUACCUGCUAACAAACUUACCGCUUUUGCAUCGUCUUUUAACCAUUGUUGAUGCUUCUCUACUUCCAUUGAAGUUGAAUUUCCAGCAACCUCGGGACACUUACACGUACCGUUCACAAUGUCUUCAAGUGCAUACGCUCGUAAUAACAUCGAAACGUGCCAUUUCCAUUUUGCCCAGUCUUCAGGACCCUCAAGUUUAUCGACUUGAAUUUUAUAAUCGUUAUUGCUGGUCGCCAUAUUUUUUCACCUGUUCACAGUUCACGUGAAUUGGGCCCGUAACCUGUUAUAAAAUGAGUUAGGUGAGCUAACUAAAUGACCAAGAACGAUUAUAAUUCACUCAAUUACAGGACAAUAGGAAACUUGACUGACAUUAUAUUUUAUAAUUUUCUGACAUUACAACUUCUAUACUGUCAUUACAUAGAGUAUGUACAUAUGUACAACUAUAGAGCAACAUCUACUUUUAACGUUGUAUAUUGUAACAAUUUUAAUAACAUGAUAUAACAAAUUUUACUUAAAAUUGGUCCCUCUAUCGAUUUGUGGGGUUAUUUUUAAUACAAUAGUUUUCACCCGCGGGAAGGGGUGGUAUUCACCACCAGGGUAAAAGUGCAAGUGGCACCAAAUCAGUUUUGUUUCUUGAGGUAUGCUCUAACUAGUCACCAAUUUUCAUGCAAAUCGAUGGAGGUUUAACAAAAUAGGAAGUGAAAACCUUUAAUGACUGCACUAACUUUCCCCUUUCAUCCCUUAUUGCUACUUCCUGUAUCCACUGAGGUGUCAGCAGGGCCGCCGCUAAAGUGUUGGUCGCCCGUGUGCAACUUAAUAUUUUUCCGCCCCCUUCCAACACUUUAGUCGUUUCAACGUAGGUACUAGUAUUUAAAAAAAAAUGCAGAAAUAACGCGUAUAUGAAUAAUAAUUACUCCGAUCUCGACGUUACUAUAUUUAAAUAUAUAGGCCUGGAUCCCGCUUACCAAAAAAAGUUGAUUAAUAGCAAGCUGAAAAAUUGUUAAUAGCUUAACGGUGUCUAUUCGGACAAACUUUGAUGUAUGGGGACACUGGAACAGGGGAAGUUAUAAUUGUGGAACAGGUUAAAAAUUGGGAAUGUCAGACUACGAAAACGUUCCAUGUAUUUUGUCGGACAUAACUUCCAAUUGAGUUGUUACCAUUUCAUUAAACUCUCAUGCAGAAAUCAGAUUGGUGUUUAUCACCAACUGGGCAUUUUAAUGAGUGGAACACGAAGAACAUGUCAAAUGACAGGAAUCAUGUUGGUUAGUAAUAUCAGUCAGAUUUUUGCAUGAGAAUUUAAUGAAAGGGUAACAAAUCAAUUGGAUGCUCUGUUCGACAAAAUACAUGUUACGUUUUCGUAAUCUGACGUUCCAAAUUUUUAAACUGUUCCACAAUUAAAACUUCCCCUGUUCUAGUGUUCCGGUACAUCAAAGUUUGCCCGACUAGACACCGUUAAGCUAUUAACAAGUUUUCAGCUUGCUAUUAAAUAACUUUUUUUUGGUACGCGGGACCCAGGCCUAUUUGAAAUACAGUAAUGUGCAAAAGAAAAGCGUGUCUAAAAUCAUCAAAUUCUCAACUUAGACGGAACUAUAACCCUAUCCAUAGCAAUACGUAAGCAUAAAGGAACAAUAUCAUAACAGCAACCGUCGAGUAAUAAAAAAGAUUUUUUUCAACCAUCUGGUAAUAAAAAAGACUUUUUUAUUACUCAUUGAGAGCAACUUAACAAGCACUUAUCUAAAUUCUCGGAAAGUAUCCUAUUGUCGUAUCGUACUCUCUUAACAAAUCAUAAAUGUUAAGAAUUUGAAAAAAUCGCAUAUGGGCCACGUAGAUAAAAAUAUCUUAAAGUCCGAAAUCCGCCAGCCACUUUGAACUAAAAAGCAUUCCCGGAACUACUUUAUGACUACAGCUGCAAAAGAGCAGUUCAUAUAAUAAAUAACAUUUUCUGGCAUUUUUGUUUAGAUUGUUUGGGAUAUUAGAGUUUAUAGAAAUAUCUGAAUCAUUACUAUUUAAUUUUUUGAAUUUAUUUUCGUUUUAAAAAAGUAUUAUCAUCAGUGGCCUGCUUUUGGCCGCCCGUGUGCAAUGCACACUUUGCACACAUGGUAGCGGCGGCCCUGGGUGUCAGCCUGAAAGGGGUCAUAAUUAUCAAUAUACAAUAGACACAUUUCACAUGCCAAACUCCAUAUUACUUAUGACGAUGAUUUUUCGGCUCUAGCUCUCCGUCUAUAUGUGGUAACAAUGUUUUUUGAAAAUAUACAUACAGGGUGUCCCGGAAAAUAGUGCGUUCCUUAAGGGUAUAGGUAGAAGGCACCAUGUAGAACAAAAAACUCUUAACAUUUUUUUCUAAAUGCAACCGUUUGACCAAAAAAUUAAAAUGUAUUUUGGUAGGCAAAUUUAAAUCUGACAACUAUGUGCGGUACGCAAAUUUAAGCAUAGACAGUCCCAUGUAAAUAAAUAGAUAGAAGAUAGAUAGUAAACAGAUAGUUUUAAAGAAUCCUGUUUAGUGUCAAUGCCGAAAAUGUUUUCGAAUAGUGAGUGUAUUACCUAUUAUGUUAUUAAACCUAUGAAUGGUGUUUGUGAAAGGUUACUUGAAACAUCUAUUCGGUAUAAUAAUUAUUUUCAAGUAAGUACAAUUUAGUUAUUUCAGUUCACAAGUAAACAAAGUACUGAGACAUUAUCUGGUGUAUUUAAGUUCCACUGUAAACUAUUAAAACUAUGUAAUUCAGUUAAAGCCCUCAGCAAUACUCAGCAUUCAACCCAUUUAAACCUUACUAAAUACAUAAUACUAGUUCAGUUAAAAGAUGUGUUUUUAUGUUAAAAGAUGUGUAAUUCGUUUAAAAUUAUGCAAUAUGUAUUUCAAUACAUUUCAAAAGAAACUAAUUUUAGUAAACAAAUAGUAAAUGCAUAAGUAUUACCUACUAUUAGGUUGGAUUAUUUUAAAUACUGUUAAUCACAAUCACAAACGAGUUCUUAUUAUGUUAUUAUUCCGUAGUGCGUACGAUGUUGCCAUUUAUUAAAAUUUCCAAACAUUAAAAUACAGGUAUAUGGAAAACAAUGUUAACUUUUUUUUGGAAACGGUUAACUUUAGAAAAAAAUGGUAUAGGACUUUUUUUUUCCAAAUUGUGUAUUCUCUCCAUACCUUAAAGGAACGCACUAUUUUCCGGGACACACUGUAUACGUAUUGCGUUGAAAUCAUUCCUACUUGAAUCACGCCUACAUUAUUUUUUUUUAUUAAUUUUUACUUCCAGAACAUCAAAGCCACUAUACACUGACAAAAUUAAAAAAAAAACAUACAAAAUGCAAGUGUCCGAAUUUUUUUGGUCAAGAGUGUAUUUACAAAAUAGUCACUUCAAAAAUUUGUACAAACAGAAAGUAAUGUCUUUUAGUAUAUUAUAUCGUAAUCUGAUUUCUAAAUACAUGGUGUUUAUAAGUCCUACUCCGCUUUUUAAAAUAUCAACCCAUAUUAUUUUUGUAAAUCUUAAAAUUAGUUUAAAUUUAAAAAAAAAUACCAUAUAUAUUUUAGGCUAUAAUAAACUUAAUUAUAAUC